AUGUCGUCAGGGGCCUUCGUGGACAGGAUAGACCCCUUCGCCAAGCGAUCCCUCAAGAAGAAGUCCAAGAAGUCGCAGGGUUCCUCCCGCUAUCGCAACUCGCAGGAUGUCGAGCUCCAGCAGUUGCCCCUGCUCAAAGAUGUUAACGCCGCAGAGCAGGAGGAAUUAUUUAUCAAAAAGCUACGCCAAUGCUGCGUGGCGUUCGACUUCAUGGACCCGAUGGCUGAUCUCAAAGGCAAGGAAAUUAAACGGAGUACGCUCAAUGAAUUAGUGGAAUAUAUCACAGCAGGACGAGGUGUCCUCACUGAGCCCAUUUACCCGGAAACCAUUAAGAUGGUUUCUGCAAAUCUAUUCCGUACAUUGCCACCUAGUGAAAACCCAGAUUUUGAUCCAGAAGAAGAUGAUCCGACCUUGGAGGCGAGUUGGCCCCAUCUUCAGUUGGUCUAUGAAGUCUUCCUCCGUUUUCUUGAGUCUUCAGAUUUUCAGCCUGCUAUUGGCAAAAAAGUUAUUGACCAAAAAUUUGUGUUACAGUUAUUGGACUUAUUUGACUCGGAAGAUCCCAGGGAAAGAGAUUUCCUGAAAACCGUUUUGCAUCGUAUUUAUGGCAAGUUCCUGGGUCUUAGAGCCUUCAUACGCAAACAAAUUAACAACAUUUUUCUGAGGUUCGUGUACGAAACGGAACAUUUCAACGGGGUCGGUGAACUUCUUGAAAUUUUGGGUAGCAUUAUUAACGGAUUUGCUCUUCCUUUAAAAGUUGAGCACAAGCAAUUUUUGGUUAAGGUGCUGUUACCACUACAUAAAGUGAAAUGUUUAUCACUCUAUCACGCGCAGUUAGCGUAUUGUGUGGUGCAAUUUUUGGAAAAAGACGCAACUUUAACAGAACCAGUUGUACGAGGCCUCCUUAAGUUCUGGCCUAAAACGUGCAGCCAGAAGGAGGUAAUGUUCCUUGGGGAAAUCGAGGAAAUACUGGACGUUAUAGAACCUAAUCAAUUUGUUAAAAUACAAGAACCUUUAUUCAGGCAAGUCGCACGUUGCGUGUCGUCACCACACUUUCAGGUUGCGGAGAGAGCAUUGUACUUUUGGAAUAACGAGUAUAUAAUGUCUUUAAUUGAAGAAAACAACCAAGUAAUAAUGAAGAUUAUGUUCCCCGCAUUGUACAAAAUUAGCAAGGAGCAUUGGAACCAGACGAUCAUAGCUCUUGUUUACAAUGUUUUAAAAACUUUUAUGGAGAUGAACAGCAAGCUCUUCGAUGAACUUACUGCCAACUAUAAGUUGGACAGGCAAAAAGAGAAAAGGAAGGAAAAGGAAAGGGACGAAAUGUGGAAGAAACUGGCUGAAUUAGAACGACGCAACACUCUCGAACGUAAUGCUCUCGCAGCUUCCUCCAAUAAUCCAGUUCCUGCCACUAACACAUCUAUGUCGAGAACUCGCCCCUGAGCUGGUGGAAGUAAGGUGUCACGCUGCCCGAUUGUUAGUUCUUAGUUUACAUCGAUUGUCCAUAUACUACACGCAAAAAAUUCUUGUUGUUAGUGAAACAAAGUGUCUCACGAAAGCAUUCUUGACGUAAUGUAAUUCAUUUUAUUAGUUGUGACUGAAAUGACAGAAUGAUGGAAGCAGGAAAAAGAAAUGAAAAAGAAAAAGAGACAAUGGGGAGUUAAUCACGCAUUAUUCUUCUUUAACAACAAUAACAAUAUUAAAUAUUAACAACAACAACAACCAACAACAACGUGGCGAUUAGUGAAUUCCAAAUGAUUUUAUAUACGUAUAUCGAGUAUAUUCACACUUUAGUUUUUCUUUCCAAUUGGAAACUGCAAAACGUUUCCAUUGCAUGAUGUACUCAGUGUCAGCACACAACAAUACAACAAUGUGUUAGUCCCUUCUUAACUAAGAUGUUACCGCUCUCGGUAGGAGGGGACAAUCAUAGUGUGUAAAUUUCGGAAUGGACGAAGUUGUACACGUCGUUGUGAUCCUUAUGUUUAUUUCUGGAGGACGCGACACUUUGCGUACUCUCUCAGACGACCAGCGUGUCGCCUCCUGACUGACCCUUACGCUGAUUCUUGCUGCUCCUGAUAGAGCCAGCGAGAGUGUUUGAAUAUAUGUAUCAUAUAUUCUUAUUAACGAUAAUGAUAACUGUAACAGGUACGUAAUAAAAAUUAGGUAAAAAUGAAAACAAAUAUAAAUAUAUAUAUAUAAAAAUAUUAUAUAUAAAUAUAAAUAUAUAUAUAUAUAUGUAUAUGUGUAUAUAUGUAUGUAUGUGUGUAUAUAUAUAUAUAUAUAUAUAUAUAUAUAUAUAUAUAUAUAUGUGUGUAUGUAUGUAUGUAUAUAUAUUUAUAUUUAUAAAGAAUAUAGUUAAUACGAGAUACAAAAUAAAUCAGACAGAUAUACACACACAAACACACAUAUACACAGAGGCGUACACCAAACUGCGAUAAAUGAGAAUACAUGUGUAAAACGUAUAUAGGCCGUUGUGCUACUAACAUAGAGACUGCUGUGACUGAGUGCCCGCGGCGAGUUGAUAGUGAACAAACCUUUUUUCAUGAGCGUGUAGCCGCGGCGAGGACGGCAUACACGAACACAAUAGUUAACAAGUGAUAAGGUUCAAUUCGCGCGGACGAAAGGAAAGAAGAUGUGCGAGAAAAAAAAAUAUAUAUAUGUUGUUUUCUAAUAGAGAAAGAGAGAAUGAGGAGGAAAAAAUAAUGGGAGCGAGGAGACGAGAGGAGUAUAUAAUAAAAAGAAAAAAAAAGAAAGAAAAACAGAUUUGAUUGUACCAAAAACAUCCGUUGCUUAUAAAUAUAAUUACGUGAUAGCGAUACGGAGCGCGCAGGUGUAAGGAUCCAUUUUCGGAGCUGUGCUCCCAUGCUGACAACCGUAGGGGUCGUUUUUGAAAUUUCUUACCAUCGCAUAAUAGUAAUUAAUGAUACGAAUAAUGAUAAUGGUAACAAUAAAGAGUAAUUAAACGAGAAAGAAAAGUUAAUAAUAAACGACAAUGAUAAACAAAUAAUAAUAGCUAACAGGUAAAAUAUGAUAGUUAACAGAGAUGGGUGAUCGCUUGCUCAUACAUAUUUUCAUGGAUAUAAUCGAGGAGAGAACGAGAAUCGCCAUUGUUCAUUGUUUUUUUUUUUUUUUUUUUUUUCUUCCGAUUACUUUCCGAUGAUCUUUCUCGUCAAAUGUUUCUCACAAUUUGUACACGACUUGUGCUCGCUUUUGUGUUAUGCUCCGUUCACCUUCGCUACGUAAAACCUCAUAAGGAGACAGAGAGUGACAUAUACAUAUAUAAAUAUAUACAUAUAUAUAUAUAUAUAAUUAUUGUAAAAUAAUGUAAUGUGACUUUGAAGACGUAGGUGAGAGUCCAAGAGAAGAUUCUUUACGCGUAAAUAGAUACACAUUUAUUAAAGAAUUGUCUAAAUUAUUUCCAUUCUUUUGACUGCUCUUCAUGACGCACUGUGUUUAUGCUGAUGUAAAUUGUAAAUGGCAGGUGUAAAAAGAGCGUUUCACACUUUAUGACCUCGAUGAAUAUUCUGAUAAAUGUGCAACUGAUCUUGGCAAAAAUAUAAGCGAUAGUUUUUAACUCGUGUCAAAAGAUGUUUUCGCGAAAGGAAAAAAUCUGACUCUAGGAAGAUUAGAAAAUCUAUCAUCUAUUAUAUUAAAUUGCCGUAGGACAUCUUGUAUUUCCUAAAAUGAUCGUUUUACAUAAAAUUACGAUAUAAAUGAACAAUAAUCUUUAUGUGUAUGUGUGUGUGUAUAUGCGUAACAUCAAAUUUGGAACAGUUCUUUAUAUCAUUAAACGUAAUGUCGUUACGUUUUAAUUA
Messenger RNA from Solenopsis invicta (red fire ant), 3809 nucleotides. RefSeq names its product serine/threonine-protein phosphatase 2A 56 kDa regulatory subunit epsilon isoform (gene wdb). NCBI's taxonomy places the organism in Eukaryota, Metazoa, Arthropoda, Insecta, Hymenoptera, Formicidae. The record is from RefSeq and is a predicted model, not a curated record. Bases 1 to 1437 code for a protein of 478 amino acids. Gene Ontology annotation, cellular component: cytosol; nucleus; protein phosphatase type 2A complex. Gene Ontology annotation, biological process: signal transduction; protein dephosphorylation. The transcript has 9 exons. Gene Ontology annotation, molecular function: protein phosphatase activator activity.